AUGCUGGACCAGGACCACACCGGCAUUCCUCGAGGCUAUGCCCCUGAAGUAUCCAACGCCAACUACCCCGUCUGGCGCAACGUGAAAGAUUACUCUGCGUCGGCCGACGGAUCUGGUGAUCAAACCAGCAGCAUCCAGAAAGCCAUCAAUGACGACGGAUCCAAAGGCAGCCGUGAGGGUAAGGGUGUCACCAGGUACCCUGCCGAAGUUUUCCUCCCCGGCGGUACCUACCAGCUGGGAAGUACUUUGAACCUGCGUGUCGGCACGGUAAUUACCGGUGACCCGUUGAACCCGCCGGUUCUCAAAGCAGCGGCCGGCUUUAAAGGUGAUACUGUUGUCAAUGGAUUCGAUAGUAAGAACGGUCAGCCGGAGACUAGUUUUAUGACGCUCCUCCGCAACGUUGUCAUCGAUACUACGGCUCUUAGCGCCGAUACUAAGAUUACUGCGUUACAAUGGGGUGUUGCUCAGGGAUCUGGCUUGACCAAUGUUAAGAUCAAGAUGCCGUCCAGCUCCACCGGACACACUGGUAUCAACAUCAAUGCCGGAUCUACCAUUGCUGUGACGGAUGUUGACAUUACGGGCGGUGUUGUCGGUAUCAAGAACUCGAACCAGCAGGUCAACUUCAAGAAUAUCUACUUCAGACAAUGCACGACUGGCUUCUUGGCUUCUGGUGGCCACACUGCUCUUCUGCAAGGCGCAACAUUUGACACGGUUGGUCUGGGCGUCGACAUGAGCAGCAAUGGACUUGGAAGCCUGGUCUUGCUGGAUUCCAAGUCUACCAACUCUGGUACCGUGGUAAAAUUCCACGAUUCCUCCAAUGACAGCGGUAACCGCAAUAGCCAGCUGGUCAUCCAGAACCUUAUUCACGACACCAACAAUGCAAUUGCGGUCGAUAGCAGCAACAAAGUGAAGCUCGCUGCCACUGCUAAGGUCGAUACUUGGAUCUGGGGUAAUGAAACCCCUGGCCAGUACGUGACAGGUAAGAGCUACACAACCACUAGACCAGAUGCACUCUUGUCCAAUGGCAAGUUCUUCACUCGCAGCCAGCCCACCUACGCCGAGUAUGCCGCAGACCAAGUCGUGAACGUCAAGAAUGUCAGUGGCCACCCCGUUAAGGGCGAUGGUUCAACAGACGACGUGGCAUCCCUCAACGCCAUUCUAGCAAACAACGCAGCGAACUGCAAGAUCAGCUACUUCCCCUACGGUGUCUACAUCGUUAAAGAUACCCUCAAGAUCCCCGUGGGCUCGCGCAUUGCAGGCGAAGCCUGGGCCGUGAUUUCCGGAGCAGGCGAUGCCUUCAAAGACGCCUCCAACCCUAAACCAGUAGUCCAAGUCGGACAAGCCAACGACGUCGGCACCAUCGAAAUCCAAAAUAUGCGCUUUAGCGUCUCCGAGAUCCUCCCCGGCGCCACAAUCCUCGAAAUCAACGCUGCAGGUACGAAACCCGGCGAUGUCGCCCUGUGGAACACAAUCGCGACGAUCGGCGGUACAGCCGAAACCAGCAUCAAAGACAACUGUUCUAACCAAGACACCUCUAAAUGCAUGGCCGCCUUCAUGGUCAUGCAUCUGACCAAAUCCUCCUCAGCUUACAUCGAGAACUUCUGGGGCUGGACCGCAGAUCACAACCUCGACGGUGGCUCGGGGUACACGAUCAUCUCUACCGGCCGCGGCAUCCUCGUCGAAGCAACGAAAGGAACAUGGCUCACCGGCACGGGGUCCGAGCACCACUGGCUAUACAACUACAACUUCCGGUCUGCGCAGAACGUCUACGGCGGCAUGUUGCAGACGGAGUCACCGUACAUGCAGGGCGAGGGGGCUACGAGGCUCGCGCCUGCGCCUUGGACGGCUAAGAGCGCGAUUGGCGAUCCCGAUUUCUCGUGGUGCGGUGGUGCCGAUGGGAAGUGUCGCACUGCGCUGGCGACGAAUGUCGAUGGUGGGAAGGAUGUCUUCCUCUAUAAUAGUGCUGCUUGGGCGUUCUUCAAUGGCGAGUGGACGGGUGACUAUGGGACGCAGUGCAGUGGGUCUUGUCAGACGAAUAUGAUGCGUGUCACUGGCUCGCCAGAGAAUCUGGUUUGGUAUUCGAUUGGGACCAGGAAGGCCGAUGUCAUGAUCUUGGAUGGGAAGAGUAAUCCUACCGAGUAUAAUCAUCCUGGUGGGUGGGAGGCUGUUAUUCAGGGAUAUAGACAGUUCUCUUCGUGA
Penicillium soppii is the source of this 2199-nucleotide messenger RNA. RefSeq names its product glycoside hydrolase family 55 protein. The coding region runs from base 1 to 2199 and encodes 732 amino acids. The transcript has a single exon. The record is from RefSeq and is a predicted model, not a curated record. Gene Ontology annotation, molecular function: polygalacturonase activity. NCBI's taxonomy places the organism in Eukaryota, Fungi, Ascomycota, Eurotiomycetes, Eurotiales, Aspergillaceae.